AUGGAGAAACGGUCAGCAGAGAGUCCGAUGGACUUUGAGUGGCAGACAAGAGCACCCGGGGACGUCACAUCGCCCUUCUACCAGCUCAGCAUGCAACAUGACAACCAGAAAAAGCGCCCUCACAGGAUCUUCGACUCGCCUCAAAAGAAAGAAAUCCCGGCUCUGCGAGCGCCGAAUUCGCAACCUUUCCUCUUCUCCCAGAACCCGUCUCUCUCAUCUUCAAAGAACCCCAAGUCCCUUUUCGGACAGACAGCAUUCACGACACCGCGCAAAUUGGACUUGGACUUCUCCUCCGGUGCCGAGAACAUGUCGUCUCCCGAGAACGCGGACAACGAGGAUACACCCGAGCAGCCCGUGAAAGCAGGACAUCGAAACUCCCUAUUUGGCAUGUACGGCAAGUUUGCGCCUAGUCCUGGACGCGGCGAGAUUCCCAGAUUGAACCAUUAUUCCAACGCUCUGGCGAGACGGGUACAGAAGCGACGCCGGCGGGACAAGGUGCUUGGGUUACAAAUACGAAAGGACGACAGUGAUGAUGACAGCGAUCGACCGAGCAGCAGUGAAGGGAAAGUGGCUGGCAGGAAGAACUCAAAUCAAAAAGAGGGACAGGAAGGAAAGCCGCCGUCGCGAUUAUCGUCGUUUUCGGAAUUUUUCGCCUUGCUCGAAGCGCAUCCCAACGUCCCCAGCAUUCUGUCAUGGUGGGCUCAGCUGGUGGUGAAUUUGUCGUUGUUCUCGCUCGCGGUCUACGUGGUGUUCGGGUUUGUCUCGGCCAUCCGAGCCGAAUUUGAGCAGGCUGCGGAGGAAGUGUCUGAUACAAUCCUGGCUGAGAUGGCUGUUUGCGCGAAGAGCUACGUGGACAACAAGUGCGCUGGUGGAGAGCGACUACCGGCCUUGGAGACGGUAUGCGAAAACUGGGAACGCUGCAUGAACCGGGACCCGGCCAAAGUUGGACGGGCCAAGGUGUCGGCUCAUACGAUGGCUAUCAUCAUCAACAGUUUUAUUGAUCCCAUCAGCUGGAAGGCAAUUAUGUUCUUCCUGGCUACUAUUUCGACUGUCACUGUUGUCAGCAACUGGUCGUUUCGCUCCUUCAGAAACCGCUUCAACCAGCAUGAGUAUGCAACUCCGCCACCGACUUUCUCUCGACAGCCGUCCGGCCAACACCACCCGCCAAUGCCGUCGUCGCAGUAUCCUUUCCAACAUAAUCCAGGGCUUGCCUACGGUGACCACGCCCAGGGACAUAUUCCAAACCUUGACAACAAGUCAGAGCUGCCCUUGAUGCUUGAGCAUCCGCAGAUGGAUUUCGUGACAGAACGGACCCGUGAUCGCGAGAAUCACAUGCGCACCCCGAGUCCUGUCAAACGGAGUCGACAUUUUUCAUGA
Molecule: messenger RNA, 1377 nt
Organism: Aspergillus lentulus
Lineage: Eukaryota; Fungi; Ascomycota; Eurotiomycetes; Eurotiales; Aspergillaceae
Product: putative nuclear envelope protein Brr6
Biological process (GO): nuclear envelope organization; lipid homeostasis
Cellular component (GO): nuclear envelope; nuclear membrane
Source: RefSeq, a predicted model, not a curated record